AUGAGAUCGCACUUACUGCUUCGCUGUUAUUUAAGUAGGCGGUACGCACUCACGCCACUGUACGUAGUAAACGCUCGAAAAGAGAAGUGUGGUGCUCGUUGCUGGCAGACUAUCGCACAUCGAGAAGUGCAUUUGUACCGUCGACCAAUUGCAAUUUAUAGGACCUCGACACAGCCUAAGCUCGGGUUAUUCACUCCAACACAGCGAUGGCAUGGUCAUAGCCAUCGAAGUACUGAUGAAGUAGAAGGUACAACAGAUGAGCAAGCAUCAAGGUUAAAGCUCUCAGCAGAGGAUAUGAAGACAGCCGAUCGCAUCACAUGGGUUGGCAUCUGGUUGAAUGUGGUGCUAAGUGGAUUUAAGGGAGCUGCUGGAGUAGCUUUUCACUCAUCGGGGCUUUUAGCUGAUGCUGCGCACUCGAUAAGUGAUCUUGUGAGUGAUUUUGUGACGCUUGUGUCGCUCAAGUAUUGUGCACGACCACCUGAUGCCUCCCAACCAUACGGAUAUGGAAAAUACGAGACAAUGGGGGCGCUUUCUGUCUCAUUACUGCUUGUAGGAGGGUCGCUAGGGAUUAUGGUGCACUCUGUGGAUAGUCUUUUGGCGGUGAUACAACCAAUGACUGUGAUAUCUCCGAAAGAAGUAGUCGAGAUGGUUGAAAAAUUAGAUCCUGAUAUAUCAAAAGCAGUGGAAGCGCUUGCCAAGUCCCCACACUCACACGCACACGGUUUGGUCAUGCAUCCUGCUGCGUUGGGUAUUGCUGCGAUGUCUGUGGCUGCGAAGGAAGCAUUAUUUCGUACAACUAUGAACAUCGGACGUCGUGUGCACUCAAGCGUACUAAUUGCUAAUGCGUGGCACCACCGGAGUGACGCUAUCACUAGUGUUGUAGCAUUGGGUGGAAUUGGAUUGAGUCUCGCUGGCUUCCCACUUUUUGACCCACUCGCUGGCAUCGCAGUGGGUGGAAUUGUCCUAAAAAUGGGUGCAGAAAUGGGCUGGACAGCAACAAAGGAAUUGUGCGAUGUUAAAAUAUCUGAAAACAUUAUCAAAAAGCUGGAAAAAGCUGCGGCCGAAGUAAUCGAAAAUAGUAACGGUGAUGUGCUACAAAUUCGUCAGCUGCGCUGUCGCAAAGUCGGUCGUCAUAUUUAUGUGGACCUUACAUUAGUCGUGAGUGAUGGGUGUGAUGUACAUCAAGCUGUCGAAUGGAAACAAAAGGUGAAGAGCGCUAUGAAGAACCAGGUGUCGCGUGUGAAGGAUGUUGUUGUGGAAAUCGCCACGUUCCACUAA
Molecule: messenger RNA, 1278 nt
Organism: Plasmopara halstedii
Lineage: Eukaryota; Oomycota; Peronosporomycetes; Peronosporales; Peronosporaceae
Product: cation diffusion facilitator family
Exons: 2
Coding region: 1-1278 (425 amino acids)
Biological process (GO): transmembrane transport; monoatomic cation transport
Cellular component (GO): membrane
Molecular function (GO): monoatomic cation transmembrane transporter activity
Source: RefSeq, a predicted model, not a curated record